AUGUCCUUUCUUCAUACGCAUUCCAGUGAAUGUUUAAAGAGUGAACUCGAUCUAUUCACCUUGCCGCCUACACAAACCAGCAUUGAGAGUUCACAAUGGAUUCACUACAAACCCGUGUCUUCUCUCACGGACGACGCGCCCAUCGAAUUCGUCGUACCUGGGCAUGGAGAAGAAUACAUAGAUCUUGUUCACACCAUGCUGUUGCUACGCAUACGAGUAGAAACGAAAACCGGAGCAGGAGCCGCAGGCGCAAAAGUAGGCUCAGUAAACCAUAUACUGCAUUCGAUGUUCAAUCAAAUCGACGUAUAUUUCAACCAAAAGCUCGUGUCUCCUCCAAACAAUGCUUACGCUUACCGCGCUUACAUAGAGGCGUUAUUAAAUUAUGCUUCACCAGUAAAAACCUCCCACCUGGCUUCGUGCCUGUGGUACAACGAUACGGCGGGGAACAUGGACGCUCUACCGGGAGCGACACCAUGCAAUCACGGACUCGACAAGCGAGCCGCUUUUGUACAAGGAGGACGAACACUGGAUCUCAUAGGUCAUCUUCACUGCGACGUCUUCAAUCAAGAUAAAUUCUUGAUCAAUGGUGUCGAACGGCGUCGCGUCGUAGGAGAAACACUGGACAACGUCAUUCUUGGACAAAUACCGAAGCGUAUAAUUGUCGGUUUUGUCGAUAACAAAGCAUUUAACGGCGCCCGCCAUUUAAAUCCGUUCAAUUUCCAGCAUUAUGGAAUAAAUUUCUUUUCACUGUAUGUCGAUGGAACUCAAAUCCCUAGCAGGCCGUUACAGCCGAAAUUCUCUGGUAACGAGAUGCUCUACACCGAGGCGUAUCACACCCUUUUCUGGGGAACGGGUAUUCACUUUUUGAAUGAAACUAAUUCUAUAUCCAGAGAAGAUUAUCCUACUGGUUAUACUCUUUUCGCCUUCGAUCUCACUCCUGAUUUAUCGGCUAAUUGCGCAGCUCAAUGGAACCUUGUGAAACAUGGUAGUUUGCGAAUGGAAGUACGAUUCGAAAAAGCUCUCACAACAACGAUCAACUGCUUAGUUUACGCUGAAUUUGAAAGCGUGCUGGAAAUAGAUUCUUCUCGUCAAGUCAUUGUAGAUUAUAGCGGUUAA
Messenger RNA from Harpegnathos saltator (Jerdon's jumping ant), 1116 nucleotides. RefSeq lists its product as uncharacterized. The coding region runs from base 1 to 1116 and encodes 371 amino acids. The record is from RefSeq and is a predicted model, not a curated record. Lineage: Eukaryota; Metazoa; Arthropoda; Insecta; Hymenoptera; Formicidae. Gene Ontology annotation, biological process: deoxyribonucleotide biosynthetic process. The transcript is spliced from 2 exons. Gene Ontology annotation, cellular component: cytosol. Gene Ontology annotation, molecular function: ribonucleoside-diphosphate reductase activity, thioredoxin disulfide as acceptor.